Messenger RNA from Syngnathus acus (greater pipefish), 686 nucleotides. RefSeq names its product antihemorrhagic factor cHLP-B-like. NCBI's taxonomy places the organism in Eukaryota, Metazoa, Chordata, Actinopteri, Syngnathiformes, Syngnathidae. The record is from RefSeq and is a predicted model, not a curated record. The coding region runs from base 86 to 646 and encodes 186 amino acids. Gene Ontology annotation, biological process: negative regulation of endopeptidase activity. Gene Ontology annotation, molecular function: cysteine-type endopeptidase inhibitor activity. Gene Ontology annotation, cellular component: extracellular region. The transcript has 5 exons.
AAAAAUAAAGCCAUUUUAUGUUGAUUAAAUGCUAACCUUGUGUGUUUAGGGUGCUGUGGCCACCUGCAGCAUUGAAUUUUGGGUCAUGUGGGGUGUCGCCAAAGUCAUCAGCCAUGAAUGUACUACCAGACCAGAGCUUACCAACGAGGAAAUCGUGACCAUUUGUCCUGAGUGCCCCAAGUCAUUGCCGCUUGAUGAUCCGACCGCCGUUCAGGCGGUAAAUGAUGCUGUGGUAAAGUUCAACCGAGAGCAGAAACACACAAAUUACUUCACCCUGAUUGAAGUGGACCAUGUCACGAUGGAGACCACUGCAACAAUUGGACCGAUCAUUUCGCUGAUGUUUGCCCUGGUGGAGACCACAUGUCCUAGAGGGGCCAGAAAUACAUUUGUUGCCUGCACACCUCGCUGUGCAGACGUAGCUCAACAUGCCUUUUGCCAAAUAUCUUAUUACACCUUGUACAGUCAACUGGGAGAACUUGAGUGUGAAUUAUAUCCACCAAAAAAUCCAGCGCCCCACCCAACUAGUCUCUCACAGUUUAUGUGCAAGCCCUUGUUCCACCAAAGUCCAGAAGCUUGUGUUUGCAAGAACCGGCUAGGCAAAGCUGAAUCGACCAUUCACCAGAUUUGUCCCUUCCCACUGAAAUGAUAAACUUGCUUGUAUGAAAAAUAAAUUAUUUAAAUGACAA